This is a messenger RNA of Drosophila willistoni, 1068 nucleotides long. RefSeq lists its product as uncharacterized. Lineage: Eukaryota; Metazoa; Arthropoda; Insecta; Diptera; Drosophilidae. The coding region runs from base 179 to 1021 and encodes 280 amino acids. Gene Ontology annotation, molecular function: protein binding. The transcript has a single exon. The record is from RefSeq and is a predicted model, not a curated record.
GAUGGCAUCUCUAGUCUCUUAGUCAGCUGUUUAUAGCGUCUCUAAUUGUCGAAAGAUUUUGUUUUGAAAAUUAAGUAAAACUGACUACACAACCGCAUUAACGACAUAUUUACACCUCGAAUAAACAUAAAAAAGUUCGCCCACAUUCUUACCCACGUACACACAUCCGCAAAAUAACAUGCAAUGGUAUGUGGGCUCUAAGUGGGAGGAUCCUACCCGCGGUCUCACCAAGAAGGUUCUUGGUCUGGAAUUUUCUGUAAUGGAAAAACCUCUUUUGGUCAGCAAAGUUGAAUUUAAAGUCAACAAAUGCGAGAACUUGGGAAGACGUCCCAGUAAAUAUCUAAAUGAUUUAGCCUCGACGCAUUGCCUGGAGAUGGGAACUGCUGUAACGCCGGUGGAUUACUAUAUAGAAAUAUUGCUACAACAAUUUCUGCCAGGCGAGACAUCAGCUUGCUGCAUAAGCACCAAGUCUGGUGAAAAAAUCAAUCUUGAAUUAAAACUGGAGAAUAUUGUGACAAACACGCAGGUGGAAAAGCUCAAUGCGGCUGAAAUACACAAUCUAGCUCUGGCCUAUAAGGAAUGUGGUGUUCAAAUGUUUAAGGCAUAUCCGAAAUUUGCCUUUGAUUACUUUUCACGUGCUGCCAAGUUACUGAUCACGUAUAAACCGUUCGAUAAACUGACCUUGAAAUCGAACGGCAUCAAUGGAAGCGCUGUGGAGGCUCUAUUUCUACAGGUGCAAACCAAUUUGGCUGCAUGUAUGCUGCAGGAGCAACGCUAUGAGCAUGUCAUCUAUCACACCGAAUUCGUGGAAUCUGCCGAAAAUCCGAGCGAGAAAGGCAUUUAUAGGCGUGCACUUGCCUACUAUCAUUUAAAGGAGUUUGCAAAAGCCCAAAGUAUGGUGGAACGUAUGCCAAAGUGGGAGGAGAAGAAGGAAUUCGUUAAACUCAGGGACAACAUAGCAUCUAGCUGGAAGGAUAGUAAGGCCCACUACAAGGAAGUGGUGCAGCGAAUGUUUAGCUAAAAUUAUAUAUGUAAUAUAUGUAUAUUUUUUUUCUUAUACAAAAUCUA